AUGAUUAAUAUAUUAUUUGAUAACAACAAUACUACAAUUCCUCUUAACAUUCGAGAAGCAUGUUUAUGGGCUAACAAUAAAACAUUUGAAAAUAUUUUGAAAUUUUCUUUAAAUAAUUUAUCAAUUUCUGAACUUGAUAUCAAUUUGGAUAAUGUUGACAUGACAGAAAAGCAUACAAAUAUUUUAUACAAUACUAUAAUCAAUGAGGGUAACAAAUUCCCAAAAAUUCAAAUACAAAGUUCCAUGUUAAUACAGCUUCAUGAUCUUAUAAUAGAAUAUAUAGCAACAUCGAGAGAUUGUACAAAAAUGGCAACUUUUAUUACUUUAAUUUUUUUUACUUCCCCAGAUUUUGAAUUAAGUGAAAGAGCAGAAAAAGUUGAAAUUAAACAAUUAGCUAAUGCAAAAAUUACAGACUAUCAAAUUGCCAAUAUUUAUUCUCCAAAAGUGAGAUUCUCAUUCUGCAAUCAAGAGAUGAGCCCUAUAUUGAUUAGUUACGUUCAAAUCAGAAAAAUGAAUGUAUAG
This is a messenger RNA of Meloidogyne enterolobii, 522 nucleotides long. NCBI's taxonomy places the organism in Eukaryota, Metazoa, Nematoda, Chromadorea, Rhabditida, Meloidogynidae. The record is from the annotation of a GenBank genome assembly.